Molecule: messenger RNA, 3459 nt
Organism: Colletotrichum spaethianum
Lineage: Eukaryota; Fungi; Ascomycota; Sordariomycetes; Glomerellales; Glomerellaceae
Product: protein STU1
Exons: 3
Coding region: 1-3459 (1152 amino acids)
Biological process (GO): mitotic spindle assembly; astral microtubule depolymerization
Cellular component (GO): mitotic spindle; spindle microtubule; microtubule organizing center
Molecular function (GO): microtubule binding
Source: RefSeq, a predicted model, not a curated record
AUGGCGGAAAAAAUCACCGAGGAGCAGGUCAACGACCUGUUGAAGAUCCUCCGCACCGAUGCCAGCGUCGACCACAAGGUCCAGCACGUCACCGGCAUCAAGUCCGGCAUCAAGCAGCACAAUGUCCCUGAUGCCCUCGUUCCGCCAAUCUUCGAAGGCCUCCGCACCGCGUCCGUCUCGCCGCACGCCGUCCUUGUCAACGCCGGCUUCACAGCUCUCAACCAUCUGUUGACAAGGCUCUCGAGACAGGAGCCCAAGUAUAUCGCCAAGGAGGCGAAGCACACACUUCCGUUGGUCAUUGACAAGCUGGGAGAUCCAAAAGACAAGUUCAGAAGCCUUGCGUCGCAGGCGUUGACGACCAUGUACGCGGCGGCGCCCAUGGAUGUUGAGCGCUCAGUGCGCAACGUCGCCAUGGUUGGCAAGAACCCGAGGGCCAAGGAAGCCGGCAUGCAAUGGCUGCUUUACAUGCACCAAGAACACGGUGUUCAGUUCCGCGCAUACGUGCCGACCCUCAUGGAGCUUCUCGAGGAUGCCGACGGCAUGGUGCGCGACGUUGCUAAGAGCACCGUCAUCGAGCUAUUCAGACAAGCUCCCAACGCAGCCAAGUCCGAUCUCAAAAGACAACUGAAAAACUUCAAUGUCCGCCCUGCGAUCGAGCAAGCCAUCGUCAAGGAGCUGGCGCCCAACACAGCCGAGCGGCCGAAAACGCCAGGCUUGGAGGCUGCCGCCCCCGUCGCCGCCCCCAGACCGAAGCUCGCCGCAAGUGUGUCGUCCGUCUCGAGUGAACGCCCCAUCACGCCAGCGCCCGAGGCCCGGAGUGAGGUGGAUCCUGCAUACGUCAAUACCCAACGCGAACUGGACGACAUCUUUAGGGAGAUGAUGACGUACUUCGAGGGGAAGGAGACCGAGCAGAACUGGCUGAAGCGCGAGGAGAGCAUGACCAAGCUGCGGAAGCUCAUUGCCGGCAACGUUCCGCAAGACUUCCCGGACGCCUUCAUGCUCGGCCUCAAGGGACUGCUGGAUGGAAUUAUCAAGGCUAUCACCUCUCUGCGAACCAGUCUCUCCAAAGAGGGCUGCAACUUGGUCCAGGACGUUGCCAUGACGUUCGGCCCUGGCAUGGAUCCUUUGGUGGAGCUUCUUAUGCAGACCUUUAUCAAGCUUGCCGCGGCAACCAAGAAGAUUGCCUCCCAACAGGCAAACACCACGGUCGAUAUCAUCAUUGGCAAGGUCACAUACAGCUCGCGAAUCAUGCAGCAUAUCUGGGGCGCAUGUCAGGACAAGAAUGUUCAGCCUAGGACCUACGCUACCGGGUGGCUCAAGACAAUUCUGAACAAGGAGGCUCACCAUAAGAGCCACAUCGAGCACGGCGGCGGCCUGGAGCUGGUAGAGAAAUGCAUCAAAAAGGGUCUCAACGACGCGAACCCUGGCGUCAGAGAACGAAUGCGUGCUACCUACUGGGUGUUUGCCAAGACCUGGCCGGCAAGGGCGGACAUGCUCCGAGACACUCUCGAACCCACGGCCCAAAAGCUUCUAGACAAGGACCCCAACAACCCCAACGCCCCUAAGAGGGAAGUUGACAGUGGCCGUGCAAGGCCAGGCCUUGGCCUGUCUAAGAGUACGAUGGCCAGUAGCAAGCCAAGCUUGCGUGAAACUAUGCUGGCGCAGAAGAAGGCGACAAUGGCGGCAUCCCGAAAUCUGCCUCCCCGCCCGGGUUCCGCAAUGGCUAAUCUAUCUCCGGUUCGGCCACAACAACCAGCGCCGAGCUCCUCUUCGACCGGCCCGGCGCCCUCAUCGAAGCCAACAGCCUCCGGUGGCAUGUCUGUCCGGCCAAUGAGACCUACAAAGAAGCGCCCGGAGAUGGCCGCAAGACCGGCGACAGCUGGUCCCUACUCCGUGCGGACACACGAUGGGCCUUCCGCCGAAGCACCGAGCCCCGAAAGCCUCAAGUCCAAGAGCGUCACACCAAAGUCGAGAACCGAGGCGUCUCCGCGAAGAGCUGCUAGUAGACCGCGCGCCGCAACAUCUCACGCUAAUGGCCCGAAUGUUGCAUCGCCUAGUGCUGCCAAGUCAACUCUCUCCAAGUCGGUAUCUUCGCCCCGUGCUUCGCCCCGGUCUAGUCCCGCGAAGCCUAAGAGGUCACAAACCACGAUACCUUCGAGCAGUCCAUCCAAGGACAACGAAGAUCUCACAUUGGUUGUGCCAAGUCUCGCCAGUUUGAAAUCGCCUCCAAGAGAUGGCCCCGCGGAAUUGCUGCCAGCAGCCGCAGUGGAAGCGGCGCCGGUGAACAUUUCUGUAGAGAUCCCCUUGCCCGAGGUUGAGCCUGCGCAAGAGCCUGUACCGGAGCAUAUACCGGAGCCUUCACCGGAACCCACCGAGCAGCCCCUCGCGGAGCCCGAGGCCGAGGCCCCUACUGAAGCACCACAGGACGCGCCAGCAGAAAAGCCUGAGGAGGCACCUGCCGAUGUAGCUGUGGAGGCUCCGGCCGAGGAACCGCCAGCUCCCGCGACUCCCGUCAAGGAGGAAGCGGCCGAGUCUGAACCCGCCCCCUCCAACGAUCUGAAAGUGUUUGAAGACCCAUUCGUGGACGAUCAAACAACUGCAAACCCUAGCAUCACUGUCCCAGUGUUGGAGGACAAGCCUGUGAACGAGGUUGCUGCGCCCGCAACCAACGGCCACUUUGAUAUGAACGGCACCCCUGAGACCCCUGAAAAGGCCCGCCAGACUUCGAGGUUGCUCGACAGUGGCGUGACCAGAGUCAAGGCAAAGUCUUUGGACGUGCAUGGCUUCAGGAAACUGCAAUCCAUCAUUAGGGACAACAAGGCGGUUUUCACUGAUGAGAAGUUCGAAGCCCUUCUCCGCGGGCUCUUCGAGUACCUCGAGGCACCCCUGGAGAACCUCGCGCCGGAGAGGGUGCAGGACGUCAAGGCCCAGAUCCUCGCCACGAUCAAGCUUCUGCUCAAAAAGGAGCGAGACAACUUCCAGCCCCAUGUCUCACGAGGCCUCGAGUCCCUCGUAGCAACGCGCAGCGCCUACGAUGCGCGCACCCGCAUUGUCAGCGGUCUUGAGCUCCUCGCCGAAGAGCUUGUGGCCCUUGGGGACCCGCCCGAGAUUGUCGUGGUCAUGGUCAAGCUCCUGCAAAGCAAGCAAGAUUCAUCGAUCGAGGGUAGCCGCUGCCUUGCCACAGGCCUGCACGUGCUGAAGGAGCUACUUGACAAGCGCACUGGGUUCACGCCCUCGGAGAGCGAACUCGCGCAGCUGGGUGGGCUUGCCGGCCGAUGCCUCGAGUCGACUGACUCCGGCGUGCGCAUGGGUGCUGUACAGCUCUGCGUGGCGCUGCACUCGCGCAUUGGCGAUGGGGCGUUCUGGGAGCUCAUCAAGGGCACCAAGGACGACCCCAAGAACCUCAUCACGUACUACAUUGCGAAGAAGCAGAGGGAGAGCAGCGCCGUUGCCGCCUAA